AUGCCUUCCUUCCCGUUGCUGGAGGCCAUCUUCAUUUUCCUGCUUUCUGGAGUACGCCCAUCUCAUCCUCUUCAGGAAGUCCACGUAAGCAGGGAGACCAUUGGGAAGAUUUCAGCCGCCAGCAAAAUGAUAUGGUGCUCAGCUGCUGUGGACGUCCUGUUUCUGAUAGAUGGCUCCUACAGUGUCGGGAAGGGGAGCUUUGAAAGGUCCAAACACUUUGCCGUCACGGUCUGCGACGCUCUGGACAUCGGUCCCGAGAGGGUCAGAGUGGGAGCACUGCAGUUCGGUUCCGUCCCUCGUCUGGAAUUCCCCUUGGAUUCGUUUUCGUCCCCACGGGAAGUGAAGGCAAACAUGAAGAGCAUGGUUUUCAAAGGAGGGCGCACAGAGACAGGCCUCGCUCUGAAAUACCUUCUGCGCAAAGGGUUCCCUGGGGGCAGAAAUGCCUCUGUGCCCCAGAUUCUCAUCGUCGUCACUGACGGGAGGUCCCAAGGGCACGUGGCGCCGCCGGCCAAGCAGCUCAAGGAAAGAGGUGUCACCGUAUUUGCCGUCGGGGUCCGGUUUCCCAGGUGGGAGGAGCUGCACGCGCUGGCCAGCGAGCCGAGGGAGCAGCACGUGCUGAUGGCUGAGCAGGUGGAGGACGCCACCAAUGGCCUUUUAAGCACCCUCAGCAAGUCUGACAUCUGCACCGCCGCCUCUCCAGACUGCCAGGUCCAGCCUCAUCCCUGUGAGCGCAAGACGCUGGAGACGGUCAGGGAGCUUGUGGGCAGUGCCCUGUGCUGGAGAGGAUCGCGGGGGACCGAUGCCGUGCUGGUGGCACUCUGUCCCUUCUCCAGCUGGAAGAGAGUGGUCCUAACCCACCCUGCCACCUGCUACAGGACAACCUGCCCAGGCGCCUGUGACUCGCAGCCCUGCCAGAAUGGAGGCACGUGUGUUCCAGAAGGACUGGACAGGUACCACUGCCUCUGCCCACCAGCCUUCGGAGGGGAGGCUAACUGCGCCCCGAAGCUGAGCCCGGAAUGCAGAAUCGACGUCCUCUUCCUGCUGGCCAGCUCAGCGGGCACCACCCUGGAGGGCUUCCUGCGGGCCAAGGCCUUCGUGAAGCGGUUUGUGCAGGCCUCACUGGGCGAGGACUCCCGGGCCCGCGUGGGUGUGGCCCGCUACAGCGGGGAGCUGAUGGUGGCCGUGCCCGUGGGCGAGUACCAGGACAUGCCGGACCUGCUCAGGAGCCUGGAUGGCAUCCCCUUCGGCGGGGGCGCCACCCUAACGGGCGGCGCCUUGCGGCAGGUGGCUGAGCGUGGCUUCGGGAGCGCCGCCAGGACGGGCCAGGACCGUCCCCGCAGAGUGGUGGUCCUGCUCACCGAGUCACCCUCCCAGGAUGACGUGGCCGGCCCGGCGCGUCAUGCGAGGGCCCGAGAGCUGCUCCUGCUGGGAGUGGGCACCGAGGCCGUGCGGGCAGAGCUGGAGGAGAUCACAGGCAGCCCAGAGCGCGUCCUGGUCUACACCGGCCCACAUGACCUGUUCCGCCAAACCCGUGAGCUGCAGGGGAAGCUGUGCAGCCGGCCGCCGCCAGGCUGCCAGGCGCGGUCCCUGGACCUGGUCUUCGCGUUGGAUGCCUCGGCCUCUGUGGGGCCCGAGAACUUCGCCCGGAUGCAGAGUUUCGUGAGGAGUUGCGCGCUCCGGUUUGACGUGAACCCCGACGUGACGCAGGUCGGCCUGGUGGUUUACGGCGGCCGGGUCCGCGUGGCCUUCGGGCUGGACACCCACGCCACCCGCGCCUCGGUGCUGCGGGCCGUGAGCCAGGCCCCCUACCUGGGCGGGGUGGGCUCGGCGGGCACAGCCUUGCUGCACAUCCAUGACAGGGUGAUGACGGUCCAGAGGGGCGCCCGGCCUGGUGUCCCCAAGGCUGUGGUGGUGCUCACAGGCGGGCUGGGGGCGGAGGACGCGGCUGUCCCCGUCCGGAAGCUGAGGAACAAUGGCGUCUCUGUCCUGGUGGUGGGCGUGGGGCCCGUGCUGAGGGAGGCGCUGCGGAGGCUCGCGGGUCCCCGGGACUCCCUGCUCCACGUGGCAACCUACGCAGACCUGAGGCACCACCAGGACGCGCUCAUCCAGUGGAUAUGUGGAGAAGCCAAGCGGCCCGUCAACCUCUGCAAACCCAGCCCGUGCAUGCACGAGGGCACCUGCAUCCUGCAGAACGGGAGCUACCGCUGCGAGUGCCAGGACGGCUGGCAGGGCCCCCACUGUGGGAAACGGUCCUUGAGAGGAGAUGCCCCCAAGGCCCGUGGCUCCCGCCGAGACCCCUCCCAGCAACUGCCCAGGUCUGAGCACCCCGGGCGCUGA
Molecule: messenger RNA, 2337 nt
Organism: Puma concolor (puma)
Lineage: Eukaryota; Metazoa; Chordata; Mammalia; Carnivora; Felidae
Gene: VWA2
Product: von Willebrand factor A domain containing 2
Biological process (GO): calcium-independent cell-matrix adhesion
Cellular component (GO): basement membrane
Molecular function (GO): calcium ion binding
Source: RefSeq, a predicted model, not a curated record